AUGGCUGGAGGUAGUGGUGGAGGCCCUUCGGCCUUCCCCAAACUAUUUGCUCAACGCAGUCGCAUGAACCAUGAGGCCAUGAUAUACUACGCUAUCAUUUUGGGCACUCUCAUGGGCAUCUUCGUUGCCUUCCACCUGACACGCCUCCUUUCCCAGAAGACUCGCCUUGCUGCAAAGCUCUCUUUCCUGGCAAUGCCCUUCGUCUUUAUCUCCCGAAUCGUCCGUAGAGUUUCUGUUCGCAAGGUCCCUUUCCUGCCUUCCACGGGCCAUGCCGCCCUCGCCUUUGUCUACGUUGCAGUCAACAUCAUCCUCACCCUAACAUACAUCGACACAUCGGCCUUACCCUACAUAACCGUCAUUGGAGCUCGUACAGGAUGGCUUGCCAUCGUGAACAUCCUCUUCGUGGUCUUCUUGGCCCUUAAGAACACUCCUCUCGGCUACCUGACAGCCUGGUCAUACGAGCGUCUCAACGUCCUCCAUCAAAUUGCCGGCUAUGUCACAAUGGCCUUAAUCAUCGUACACGGUGCCACAUAUUCGUCGUACUUCAUUCAGCAGGGGAACCUUGCACGCCUCCGCGUUCAUGAGGAGAUCUACGGCAUCGUUUCCGGUUUCACCUUCCUCGUUGUCGUCUUUGCCGGCGCAAUUGUCCGACUGUGGUACUACGAGCUGUCCUACAUCCUCCACGUGUCGGGCUUUGCCAUCUCGAUGGUGCUUGUCGGCCUCCACCAGCCUGAGCUGUCCAAGAAGAUUGUAAUCAUUACGGCUGCCGGCGCUGGCCUUUGGCUAUUUGACCGUGGUAUUCGUCUCGCUCGCGUCGUUGCUUACAGUUUCAACAACACGGCCUCUGUUCACCCCCUCCCUGACGGUGGCACCCGUAUCAUCCUGAAAAAAGCCCCUUUUGGCGCGAGCUCUGGCGAGCAUUGCUUCCUGUGGAUCCCCAAGAUCCGCGCCUUCGAGAUGCACCCCUUCACCAUCGCCGCCAUGGAUCCCCUCGAGUUUGUCGUCAAUUCAUACGACGGCUUCACCCGCGAUCUGCACGAGUACGCCGUCCGCCACCCGGGUGCGACCCUCAAAGCCUCGGUCGAAGGUUCCUACGGCACUUUCCCCAACCCGGCCGAGUACGACAAAGUUGUACUCGUCGCGGGAGGCAGCGGCGCCAGCUUCACGGUUGGCACAGCCCUCAACAUUCUCAAGCGGCUCACGCAGAACUCCACCCAGAGCAUCGUCCUCGUCUGGAUGGUGAAGGAGCACACCCGUUUAGAGUGGUUCGCUCAUCACCUCGCGAGAAUCCACGAAUCUUUGAGAUCGUCCGUUCUCCUUUAUGUCACUCGCGUUCCUGACAGCUCUGACUCCUCUCUGGCUCCCAUUGUCAAGAAAGAGUGCUCCCACUCGGAGGCCACCUCAUCCGAGGCAUCCACACCCAUAACGCCGGCCACAGAAAAGUUUGAUGUUGAGAGAGGCAUCCCCCAGCAACCCACCAAGGUUCUUACCCGCGUCGUCUCUGACCCUGAAAAGUCUGGCUUCGAGUCCGAUACUACAGCCACCAUCUCCCCUCUCCGACAGAUUGGGACUCCUGUACAUAUCAACUCCAUCCCGAUCAACUACGGUCGAGCCGACGUUGGGGAAAUCAUUCGCCGUACCAUCAACGAGGCUACCCCUGACCAGCGCGUUCUCGUCAUGGGCUGUGGUCCCGAGAGCCUGAUGACCCAGGUCCGGAACACCACAGCCUCUUGCAUCCGCACCUCAGGUCCCGCGGUUGAGUUGCACUGCGAGCAGUUUGGCUGGUAA
Molecule: messenger RNA, 1788 nt
Organism: Colletotrichum higginsianum IMI 349063
Lineage: Eukaryota; Fungi; Ascomycota; Sordariomycetes; Glomerellales; Glomerellaceae
Product: Ferric reductase like transmembrane component
Exons: 4
Coding region: 1-1788 (595 amino acids)
Biological process (GO): intracellular iron ion homeostasis; copper ion import; iron ion transport
Cellular component (GO): plasma membrane
Molecular function (GO): ferric-chelate reductase activity
Source: RefSeq, a predicted model, not a curated record